GUCUUGAUUGGUCAAUUUACACAUCUCCCUUUCUUCUCUUCUCUUCUCUUCUCUCUCUCUCUCACAUCGCUUGCUUGCUUGCUUCAUCUCUUUGGUCUCCUUCUUGCGUUUUCUUUCUAUUAACUACUGAGAUACACCAAACAAGAGAAGAGAGACCUUUUUACUAAGCAUUAGCCAAAAAAAAAAAAAGAGUUUUUUUCUUUCAGAUAUGGGUUAGUCUCCAAUUUUGCAUUAAACCUCUUCUUCUUCUUCUUCUUCUUUCUUUCUCUCUUAGGAGAUUGUUUAGAGCUCUAUCCUUCUCUGUUUUUUUUUUAGGGUUAGGGUUUUUUUUUUUCAAGGUGAGGUUGUGAGCAAGUAUGCGGGAGUUACUUCCUUUUUGAGUUACUCUGGAUUCCUCACCCUCUAACGACGACCACCGUCGCCGCCGCCGCCGUCGUCUCGACGAAGAAGAAGACUCUGAGCUUCCUCAAUAUGCUCAAUCAAUGUCAGACGAAUUCCUCCACCCGCCAGCACCACCACCACCGCGUCCUCCUUCUUCAAUGAGGCACCACCGCGCAACGUCGGAUUCCGCUGACGGCGGAUGCGGCGAGAUUGUUGAGGUUCAAGGUGGUCACAUUGUUCGGUCCACUGGAAGAAAAGAUCGGCACAGCAAAGUCUGCACGGCCAAAGGACCACGUGACCGGCGCGUGAGGCUCUCUGCUCACACGGCGAUUCAGUUCUACGAUGUUCAAGACAGGCUUGGCUUCGACCGUCCUAGCAAAGCCGUUGAUUGGCUUAUCAAAAAGGCUAAGACUUCCAUCGACGAGCUCGCUGAGCUUCCUCCGUGGAAUCCCGCCGAUGCUAUUCGCCUAGCCGCUGCCAACGCUAAACCCAGACGAACCCCCGCCAAAUCCCAAAUCUUGCCGUCUCCACCGCCGCAGCAGCAGCAGCAGCAACAGCAACAGCUUCAGUUCGGUGUUGGAUUCGACGGAGGAGGAACAGAGCAUCCGAGUAGUAACAACAACGAGAACGAGUCGAGUUUUCUCCCGCCGUCUAUGGAUUCAGAUUCGAUUGCUGACACUAUAAAGUCGUUUUUUCCGGUGGUUGGUUCUUUAACGGAGGCUCCUCCUAAUCAUCAUCAUCAGCUUAUGCACAACUACCAUCAUCAUCAGCUUAUGCACAACUACCAUCAUCAUCAUCAGCAUCCGCCGGAUUUGCUCUCUCGAACUAAUAGCCAAAACCAAGAUCUCCGUCUCUCGCUGCAUUCGUUCCCGGAUGGUCCACCGUCGCUUCUCCAUAACCACAACCACCACCACCACCACACCUCUGCUUCCGCCUCCGAACCUGUUCUGUUCUACGGGCAGAGCAAUCCGUUAGGGUUUGACACAUCGAAUUCGGUGAGCUGGGAGCAGCAGUCAUCGGAAUUCGGAAGGAUUCAGAGACUAGUGGCUUGGAACAGCGGCGGUGGCGGCGGAGCAACCGAUACAGGAAACGGAGGAGGGUUUCUGUUCGCUCCUCCUCCUCCUUCUUCCUCGACGACGUCGUUUCAGCCAGUUUUUGGCCAAAGCCAACAGCUUUAUUCUCAGAGGGGUCCCCUUCAGUCCAGUUACAGUCCCAUGAUCCGUGCUUGGUUUGAUCCUCACCAACAUCAUCAAUCCAUCUCCACCGACGAUCUCAACAACCACCACCACCACCUUCCUCCGCCGGUUCACCAAUCAGCAAUCCCCGGAAUCGGGCUUGCCUCCGGUGAAUUCGCUUCCGGUAUUCGCAUACCAGCACGGUUUCAGGGACAAGAAGAGGAGCAGCACGACGGUCUCACCCACAAGCCGUCCUCUGCUUCCUCAAUUUCUCGCCAUUGAACAAUUGAAAACUAAUCCUCUCUCACAAUCCAGGGCUUGUCAAGCCUUCCAUGCACAUUGAAGCUUGACUUAGAUUGUUCGGAACAGGGGAAGGCGCUCUCGGAUUGUGUGAUUCAAUGGCCUGAAAAGAAAGAAAACGCAAGGAAAGGAUGAAAGAGAAGAAGAAGAAGAAGGACAACAAGUGUGUAACCCACAAUUUCAGGUUCUUCGACUUCCUUCUUCCAAUAUCCUGACCUUGCCAUUUGUAAUUUUUCAUCUUUUUUUCACCAGUUAGACCAACUCUUCUGUAGCUCAAUUAUGGUUAGAUUCCAAGGUUUGCUACUUGUUGUGUUAUGUUUUCGUAUCAUCAUCAUCCUCUUGUUACUGCAGUAACCUAGAUACUUGAGAAAUUGCAGUUCCCCCUGUUCUUGUUGUGUAACUUUUAUGGAUGUUCUUCUAAUAAAGUCUUAAACUUUCACUUUUA
Messenger RNA from Camelina sativa (false flax), 2301 nucleotides. RefSeq names its product transcription factor TCP4. NCBI's taxonomy places the organism in Eukaryota, Viridiplantae, Streptophyta, Magnoliopsida, Brassicales, Brassicaceae. Gene Ontology annotation, cellular component: nucleus. Gene Ontology annotation, molecular function: sequence-specific DNA binding; DNA-binding transcription factor activity. The record is from RefSeq and is a predicted model, not a curated record.